ACAAUGUUGAUAAAUAUUAGAUGCUAACAGCUGUUUCCAUGAGUCGGUAAUAUUAUCAGUAUCACAGUGAUAAGGUUUUGCAUUGUAUGAUAAGCCAUAAUCAUGUAGUAUUUUCGAUAACACCAUACUUUUCAUAAACACCAUGCAGUUAGAAAUGGGACCUCAGGAAUCUGUCCAGAAGUCAAGUGGAGGAUGGAAAGUGUGGAGGAUCAUUAAUCUAGUGCUGGGGGUGUUCUUCACUUUAGCAGCUCUUGUAAAUCUGAAUGAUAAUGACUGGUACCUGUGGGUGCCAAUUUAUGGAGUUUCUGCCCUGUUGUGUUUGCCAUUAGUAAUUAAACCACAGUGGUCAGUUAGUAAGGUUUGGAACACAGUGGUGACAAUUCACUUCACUUUGUGUGUGGCUUAUGCUGUGUAUCAGGUUGUACUGUUGUUUGAGGCCAUCAAAGGGGAAAGGCACAACCCUCUGGAGCAUGAGGAGGGCAGAGAAACUGGUGGAUUGCUGAUCAUAAUUGCAUGGACAUCUAUUGCCAGAUUCACUACUAUAGGAAGACCAGUUCAUGCCAGUAACAAACAAAUGAUGAAUGCUCUGCUGCUGAUAACAGUGACCUUGACCUUUAUUCCCCUCUUGACCUGGUCUCUCUGUUACGUGGGAGAUUGGCACACCAAGCUGGGACACUGUAAAGGAAUGUUUUGAGAGAAAUAUUUUUUGGACUAAGAGGUGAAAUAUGUGCAAUGCUGAUGUGCAGUGCAUUUUUCUUGAUCUCAUUUUUCACACAUUCCAUAAUUUUCAACAAUGUGCCAUUUAAAGCUGUCGAUCAUUAUCUCCUGAUGAAUGUCAACUUCUCUAAGUAAAUUACCUUUAUGUUAACUAUUUUUAUUAAAAUUUCCUUUGUGUAGUGUAGCUUGACUAAACAUGUAAUACGUAAUCUUGUAUACAUGUAUUUAAUUCUCAUCUUAUUAUAGAGUAAAAGAAUUUCUUAUAACUUAUUUAAAUACCGUCUGAAAUCCCUACUUUUUCUGAAAUCCUUAUUUUAUUUUCUGAAAUCCCUAAAUAUCUACCUCUUCAAGGAUUAAGUAUAAAAACAGAAAUGUACAUAUAGACCUUCUUAAUUGCUUUGUACUUGAAAUGUAUAUGUGAAGAACCCAUUUUGAAAACUCGAUUAAGCUUUAUAUUACACAUGAUGUUUAUAUAGUUAGAGGAUAUUUUUGCUUAUUUGAUGUUCAGCAAUUUAUUUAUUUUUUCUUUUUAAGUAAAUAAAAUAGAAUUGCA
This is a messenger RNA of Saccostrea cuccullata (small rock oyster), 1270 nucleotides long. RefSeq names its product transmembrane protein 220-like. The transcript has 7 exons. The record is from RefSeq and is a predicted model, not a curated record. NCBI's taxonomy places the organism in Eukaryota, Metazoa, Mollusca, Bivalvia, Ostreida, Ostreidae. Bases 143 to 694 code for a protein of 183 amino acids.